CUGAGCUGCCCCCAAGGCUCUCCUGAAGAAGGGCUGUGAUUGUGCCCUCAGCUCCUGACACAGAAGGGCUGCAGGUCAAGGUGAUUCCUGACACCAAAGAGUGUCUUUGCCCUGCCUGGAGGAAAGUAAAUGACUUAGGAUUUUCCCCAGCUCCCAUAAUUUACAUGUUGCUUUUGCCCUGGAGCAGGAAGACGUUUGUCCUUGCUAAGCUUUGGGAUUUAUUGUCACGUUAGACUCUCAAACUGAGACUCUAAUGAAGCAAAAUCAUAUUAGGGCUCUAAUAAAUGCGUCAUGGAAGAGCUGUGUGUUAUUCAAAGAUGAGCUGUGUUACAUUUAACCCCCUGGCUCUCAGAUCAGGCCCUCUGUGACCUGCGUGUUUCACAUCCUACACAAGGUGCAGAAAGACUGAAGCUACAAAUACUCUUUUCCUUUAAUUAGCUCUUGUUUUGUGCAUUUGCUGCUUUCUUCCACCCACCCAGAGAGUCCUUUUGUCACUGAGGGGGCUCGGGGACCCCAACAGCCUCUCCAGCAUCUCUGCUGGGUGCUUUGUCACAUAAGUGUAGGAACCUGGAAUGUGUGAGGCUCAGAGGUUUGCUGAAUAAUUCAGGUUGGAGACACUUCAGAAGAUCUCUAGUCCAACAUCAGCCUCCAGACAGGGCCAGCUGUGAGGUCAGACAGGGCUGUUCAUGGCUUUGACCAGUUGGGUCUUGAAAACUUCUGAGGAUGGAGAUGUGCAGCCUCUGGACAACCUGCUCCAAUGCUUGAUGGGGAAACAUUUCUCAUUUUAUCCAGUCUAAACCCCUCUUGUUUCAGCUUAUACCUGUUGUCUCAUCCUCCUGCCAUGCUCAGCUCUGAAGAGCCUGGUGCAGCCUCCUUGGUGCCUCCCAGGAGGUAGGGGAAAGCUGGUGGUGACUCCCUGCACAUCUUCCCUUCUCCAAGCUGAACAAGCCUUUCUCCUUGGUCUCUUACUCCAGAGCACUGCUCCAACCCCACCCAUCCCAGCAGACUCCUGCUGAACUCCCCGGAGCAGACACUGCUGGAUUUCCAUAAAGCCUUCACUCACCUCCUACUCUUGAUCCCUGUGUAAAACCCCCACCAUUUCCCACAUUUCCCUGCCCUCCAGUCCAGACUCAGAGACCUUCCCUGGACCCUCCCCAGGGCUCUGAACCUGCAACAUCUUGUGCUUUGUCUUGUGUUUGCUUGUUAUUGAUAAAUUCACAGGCACCACCCAGGUGGGGUUUUGCUCCUCUCUCUGCACAUGGCAGUGGGAUUGUGAAAGGAGCAACAGCUUGGAUGUGAGAGCCACUGAAAAUCCUCCUUCCCAUGGGGCCCAUCCUCUGAGCCAGGAGCAGGAGAGGCUGAGUGCCUGAUUUUCUGGUCUAGUCCAUGCAAGAGCUGAGCUGGGAUGGAGCAGGACUCACGUGCCACGUGGGAGUUCAAUGGCUCCUUCCAUCAGCCUUCAGCUUUCCUCAUGCUGGGCAUCCCAGGCCUGGAAGCCCUUCACCCCUGGAUCUCCAUCCCUUUCUGUGCUCUCUACCUCACUGCUCUCUUGGGGAACUGCAUGAUCCUGUUCAUCAUCAGGAGGACCCAAAGUCUCCACGAGCCAAUGUACUACUUCCUGUGCAUGCUGGCGGUCACCGACCUGGGCCUGGCCCUGUGCACCCUGCCCACCACGCUGGGGCUCUUCUGGUUCAACCUGCGCAGCAUCGGCUUCGAUGCCUGCCUCGCCCAGAUGUACUUCAUCCACAUCCUGUCCUUCAUCGAGUCCUCCGUGCUCCUGGCCAUGGCCUUCGACCGCUUCAUUGCCAUCUCCCGCCCCCUGAGACACCCCUCCAUCCUGACCAAGGCCACUGUCACAAAGAUAGGCCUGGCCAUCGUGCUCAGGGGGAUGGUCUCCCUCCUUCCCAUUCCCUUCCUGCUCAAGAGACUGACCUACUGCGGGAAGACGGAGCUGUCCCACUCCUUCUGCUUCCAUCCCGACAUCAUGAACCUGGCCUGUGCAGAUAUAAAGGUCAAUGUCUUCUAUGGCAUGAUCAUUCUCUUGUCCACGGUGGGGAUGGACUUCAUCUUCAUCGUGCUGUCCUACAUCCUCAUCAUCAAAACCGUCGUCAGCCUCGCGACCAAGGAGGAGUGUCUGAAGGCCCUGAACACGUGUGUGUCCCACAUCUGUGCUGUCCUGGUGUUCUUCAUCCCCAUGAUCGGCCUGUCCAUGAUCCACCGCUUUGGGAAGAACGUUCCCCCUCUGGUGAACGCUUUGGUGGCCUACACCUACCUCCUCAUCCCCCCCGCCCUGAACCCCAUCAUCUACAGCAUCAAAUCCAGCCACAUCCGCGAGGCCUUGCUCAGGGCCCUGCGCAGGAGCAGUGGGGCUGACUGGUAGCUUCCCCCACCAGCUCUGCCAGAAAGUGCUGCUGGACUGGUUUCUCAGUCAGGGACAGCAGGCUGAUUUCUUGGUCAGACCUGGUUCACUGGUUUCUUGGUCAGAGCUCUUGGACUGCUUUCUUGGUCAAAGCUCUUGGACUGGUUUCUCACUCAGAGCUGGUGGGCUGGUUCCUUGGUGCUCCAUCCACACAGCAGGUCACUGCCAGAGGAAAGAACUGCAGAUCCACUCAGAUGCUGUCUCCCAACCCAGAGCUGUGAACUUCCCUGUUGUGUCCCAGGAUGAUGCCUUCAUCCCUUCCAGCAGCCUGUGAACACCCCAAGCAUUAAUGAAACAUCCAGGUGGAACCCCAGUGAGGGAGACAAUUAAAGAAACAUGGGCUGCAUGACUUUGUCUUUCCAAGUCAUAGGGGGGGAAUUGAGGAACCUCCAUCACAUGUGAGACAAACUUGUAGCAGAUAACAGGGUGUGACCUUCACUGAGAGACC
Molecule: messenger RNA, 2867 nt
Organism: Corapipo altera (White-ruffed manakin)
Lineage: Eukaryota; Metazoa; Chordata; Aves; Passeriformes; Pipridae
Product: olfactory receptor 51G2-like
Exons: 2
Coding region: 1406-2380 (324 amino acids)
Biological process (GO): G protein-coupled receptor signaling pathway
Cellular component (GO): membrane
Molecular function (GO): G protein-coupled receptor activity; olfactory receptor activity
Source: RefSeq, a predicted model, not a curated record